AAUAAUUAGUGUGACGCCAUUACAUUUCAGCUAUAGCUGUUAGCUUCAACGACUUGCUGAAAGAGUACUCAAGGAAAGUUAGAGAUCUUCAACAUGCGGGACAAUGGAUGAACAAUCAAGUGAAUCUAUGUGAAGAGGAAUCAUACCCUGGGAGGGCCUGUGUUGAACCAAGCUGCCCAGCACGGCAGUCCACAACACUGGAAGAAAACCUGAGAAGUGUCCUGUCUACCAUGUCGGAACGAAAUCUCCAGGAUCUGGACCUAAUAAUGGGACUGUUCCCAGAGCCUCCUACCGGCGAAAGAACAAUGUUUGUCACAGCAACAUCCAGCAACCACUUCUACGAGUCCCAGGCCCUGAUCCGAAACCUCCACAGGAAUGUCUUCCCUCUGAUUAAUGACUACACAUUUGUGCUCUAUGAUCUGGGACUGACGGCAUCUGAACGAAAGCAGAUGGAGAAACAUUGUCGUUGUGAAGUUCGGAGAUUCCCGUUGGAGUUCAUGCCUUCAAGGUUGCAGAAUCUUAAAUGCUACAUAUGGAAACCGAUUAUUAUACAGGCGAACCUACAUAAGGCAGACAUACUGGUGUGGAUGGACGCAUCUGUGAGGUUCUCCAACAGUAUCAUCAAAUCCCUGCUAGAUGAUGCAGAGAGACGAGGCAUGGUCUUAGCCUCAGGUACAAACUCUGUGGCACAGCACACUCUACAGGUUACAAUGAACUACAUGAAGGAAGACGUCUGCACCCUAGCUCCAGUGUUAGAGCAUGAAGCAACAUUCAUCAUGUUUCACAACGAGCAGUUGAUACAAGAGGCCGUUAUGAAACCAUGGGCAGCUUGUGCCAUGAGUGCUAAGUGCAUGUGUCCUCGGGAUCCAGAACAAGACAGCUUCUGUGACGUGAACAUCCACAAAUACAAGAAAUGUCAUCGAUUUGACCAAUCAGGAAUAAACAUCAUCCUCGCCAAACUUUUUCGGGACCACACAAGUAGUUUUAUUUCGCCAUACUACUACUAUGUCAGUUUACAGCGUGAUGAUUCUUAUCUUUAUUUUUGA
Haliotis rubra (blacklip abalone) is the source of this 1046-nucleotide messenger RNA. RefSeq lists its product as uncharacterized. The record is from RefSeq and is a predicted model, not a curated record. NCBI's taxonomy places the organism in Eukaryota, Metazoa, Mollusca, Gastropoda, Lepetellida, Haliotidae. The coding region runs from base 108 to 1046 and encodes 312 amino acids. The transcript has 5 exons.